GGGAGCAGACYCUGGCCUCAGCACCCGGCCAGAGAGCCCAGGGGAGAAUCAGAGGGGACCCUGCACUGACUGAGAGCCUCCAAGGGAAGCCAGACUUAAUGGGGUGGAAACACCCCUGAACUUAGUCUCAAAAAGUCCAACGUUUGACUUUUAGCUCCGCUGGAUUUACUGUAUCUUGGAAUUCACAAUGACCACAAUAACAGUGACCACAGAAGUUCCCCCAAAGAAAAAGAUGGAGGAUUCUGCCUUGUAUGAAUCUACGUCAGCUCACAUUAUUGAAGAGACUGAAUAUGUGAAAAAGAUUCGAACUACUCUGGAAAAGAUCAGAAGUCAAAUGUUUAAAGACGAAGUAAGACAUAACAGUAGGAAUCACAAACGAGAGGCAAAGCCCUGUGGAAACUUUCAAAAUGGCUCCGACUCUGAAGUGGACCCCUCUUGUUGCAGCUUGGAUUUGCUCGUGGAAAAACUGAGAGGAAAAGACCUGCAGCUCUUAGAAGUGAACAAGGAGAAUGAAGUAUUGAAAAUCAAGCUGGAAGCCUCCAGAGAAGCAGGAGCAGCAGCUCUGAGAAAUGUGGCCCAGAAAUUAUUUGAAAACUACCAAGCACAGUCUGAAGACGUGAGAAAGAAGCACGAGGACAGUAAACAAUUACUCCAGGUUAAUAAGCUUGAAAAAGAACAGAAAUUGAAACAACAUGUUGAAAAUCUGAAUCAAGUCACUGAAAAACUUGAAGAAAAACAUAGUCAGAUCACAGAAUUGGAGAACCUUCUAGAGAGAAUGGAAAAGGAAAAGAGAUCACUGCUAGAAAGAAAACUGUCUUUGGAAACCAAGCUGCUGCAACUCAAAUCCAACACUGCAUAUGCUAAAAGUUGCCAGGAUCUUCAGACAGAGAUUUCCAUUCUCCAGGAGCAGAUCUCUCAUUUGCAGUUUGUGAUUCACUCCCAGCAUCAGAACCUGCGCAGCAUCAUCCAGGAGAUGGAAGGAUUAAAAAAUAAUUUAAAAGAACAAGAUAAAAGAAUAGAAAAUCUGAAAGAAAAAGUCAACAUCCUUGAAGCCCAGAAUAAAGAACUAAAAACCAAGGUGGCACUUUGGUCUGAAACUCCUAGGACAAAAGUAUGUAAGGCCGUGUCGACCAGUGAAAUGAAGACUGAAGGCACUUCCCCUUAUGUGAUGUUGAUUAGACUACGGAAAUGAACUUCGGGAUAAAGAUCCAGUUAAGAAGGACAAUGUGGAUCUCAUUCUUUCCUCAAUAGGGUGUCUACACAUUCCUGUUAAAAUAGCAUAAUGCAAGUAUUUAAAUGGGAUUUAUUAUAUAACGUUUGCUUUGGCAGAAGAUGAUAUUCCAGAAAACCAUGCACAUAUAUACUUGAAGAAGGAACUCUUUCUUCAAAACUUGGUAAAUAAACGAAGAGGAAGAGUCCAGGUGCUUUCUUGGAGGGAAGAUGAAUUCUGUCUCAAACCUAAAAGCAAAGAGAAAAUCUGAAUCUUGUUUCCAGAUUUUUGCUAAAAGAACUCUUUCAAAUUUGUCAGUUUUGACCUUUUGAUAGUGGUUUUUAUGUGUACAAGCAGAGUGAAUAGAUGUAUGAAUAAAUAGUCUAUUUAAAGUUGACUUAGCUAAUAAAAAAUAUCUUACUAUGACAUAAGUUUAUCUYCUAACCUAUUGUUAAAGAGCAAAUUGUUUCCUGCUGAAUUAUGGACAAAGGAAAGARUAGAUUCUUCUAAGCUAAUUUCCUAACCCAUCCUGCCCACAGAAGAUGAGAAUCAUGGCUGCACUCAUGCAAACAUACUGAUGCUCAGGAAAAUACAAUACACUGCAAUUAAACGAGUAAGGAGAGACUUAGUUACCCUAAAGGGGAAUUCUCUUUAARACCUUCAUCAUCCACUGUGUAUAACUCUCAACAUUUUCUCAGGAAAAUGUUUCCAACCUUUCAGUAUGGAAUGUGAAGUAUCAGUAUUAUUUAUUAAUAUUUAAAGGUAUGUACAAGUGAGGUGAAGUAUUUAUAAAUUCAUGCAAGUACUGUAGUCCUCUAAUGUUGCAUUACUCUCUGUGUGAGUUUUAGCAAACAAUACAAAUGUUUGUCCUUGCAAACAUUUGUAUUGUUUGCUAGUUUUUAAGGUAGUUAUCUAAUAAAAUUUACGUCUUAGUUAUCCUAUGCUGGGGCAAUUCUAAGCACUUUACUUGUUUUGAUUCUUGUCAUUUUCUCUCAGACCCUCAGAAGCAGGUCAUGUCAUUAUCCCUGUUUACAGAGAGAUACUGAGAGUGGUUAUGUAAUUUCCCAACUGCUAAUUGUGGACAAGGAUUUGAACCUCUGACUUGGCUGUUGAUAUUCAUUCYGCCUGCUCACUUGGUGGUCUGAGAUAUUUCUCAGUAAUAGAAAUACCCCUCUUCUUGCUGUAUAUCAAGCAUGCAACUUCCAUGAGGGCUGUCCGUCUACAUUAUACUGUGGAUGAUGGUCAGAAAAAUCAUUUACUGAGACAAUCAAUAUUUCCUGAAGUGAGUUUGUCUUUCACUCGUUAGACUAACAUCUAAAGAAUUUAGGCAAACUUUUCUGCUGAGAAUCUGCUUAUUUACGUUUAUUAUUCAUGAUUUCACGCAGUAUUUUUAGGGUAUACAGAGAAUCCACUUUUCCCUGCAGUUCCUUUGAUGCCCUUUUAACCUUAAGCAUUCUGUUAGAUUUUAAUAACUUUGAGAUUUUGAAAUGAACUCAUUUAAGUAACCAAACAGCCUUCAUAAUUUCUAAUAGAACAAUUUAUUCUAAAGUAAAAAAUGGAAAAGCCCUCAUGUGCUUUAUUUUGACUUUGCUGUACUCAGUUUUGAACAUCAAAGUACAGUUGGAGACAAUACAGAUGAGACCUGCCCUCCAGGUCCACUUUGAAAUGGACUUUGAAUUCCCUGAGAAUACCAAUCAGCAAUUACAGAAGCCUCAAAUGAUUCAGACUCAUCAAAAACAAAGAUACCUUUAUAGUAGCAUCAGUUUUAUCUUUCAUUUGUCAUAUUUUGGUUAUUUUUCAUACCCUUAUAGAUUUAGAAUUUAUCAUUUAAAAUGUUUUUUAUGUAACAUUUCAAAACAGUUAGAAAUGUUUCUUAAAUAAACAUUUCUGAACAAUAAAACAGAAGAAAUGGGGAAUGAAA
This is a messenger RNA of Urocitellus parryii (Arctic ground squirrel), 3131 nucleotides long. Lineage: Eukaryota; Metazoa; Chordata; Mammalia; Rodentia; Sciuridae. The record is from RefSeq and is a predicted model, not a curated record.